AAUUGUGCUUCCAUCCGGACUAGUACGGCGAGCAGCAGCAGCAGCAGCAACAGCAGAAGAGCCAGCCAACAUUCAACCGAAAACCUAGCUUUUCCACACCCUGCAGUGAAGCAUUUGUGAUAUAAACGUUAAAAGAACCCUUCAUCAAGCGACGCAUCCUUUUUUAGUUUCGCCAGCCCGGAACUCGAAGUUACCAUAGACACCAAAUAGCGUCGUGGGGUUAUCCAGCGAACGAGAGACGAAAGACCUGUAGCCAAACCGAGCUCUUCCACGCGUGUUUCGCAAAAAAAAAACGCAUAUACCACCAACCUCUCGUACCCAGCCAACCAAGCAAAACACGAUGGAAUCCGCCGGACAGGAAGCCGCACCCGCCUCGUACCCGCGCGUCGGAGCCGACUUCAAGAGCGAGCUCGAGUCGUUCCGCCCGGAAACGCUGGCGAAGGCGGACACACAGGAGAAGAACGUGCUGCCGACCGCCGCCGACGUCAAGUGCGAGAAGGCGCAGCGCAGCGUCAUCGAGGGCAUCGAGGGAUUCGACGCGUCCCGCCUGAAGCACGCCGAGACCAAGGAGAAGAACCCGCUACCGGACCAGGAAGCGAUCCAAGCGGAAAAGGGUGUGCAGCGCUUCAUUGAGGGCAUCGAGUCGUUCGACACGUCGCGCCUGAAGCACGCCGAGACGCUCGAGAAGAAUCCGCUCCCGACGGCCGAAAUCAUCGCGGAGGAGAAGCGCGCCUAAAGUUUUCCCGCACGCCAAAAAAACCCCUCCACACAGCAGCACGCCCCACCAGGCCCGCGUCUCGUUCCGGAGCUUUGCCAACGCUUGGCCGAAGCUCCAACCGUGUAAGGCGGCCACAACAACACACCAGUGGUGGCGGUAGGAAGAGGAACGGGGGCUGGGCAGCGCCACAGCCAAAGCACCAGCAGCAAAACAGGAAAAUAAAAUUAUAACCAGCAGCAGAAGCAGCAGCAGCAGCAGUAGCGAAAGAUGAUGGCCGAGAAGCAGAAGUCAAUCCCGAAAUCGCGGUUCCUUGGUUGCCGAACAACAACCGAUACAAAGAAAAAAACGAGAGUAAUCAAACACUUGCGGUGUGUAACAUUGAAAACCAAUCUUUACCAAUUUUUUUAUCGAAUCGAAAAAGACUAAAACGUAUGUGUUGAAUGAAAAGGUUGUGGACGGUCGCAAAAGCACAAGCGCGACCGGUACUGAAGGUAGCAGAAUAGAAGAAGGAGGGUCCAUCACUACUUCAAACCGAACAUCACUUCAAAAAAGCUCAUUCAACGGUGUUAUGCUAGCCGUAAUCGAAUAACCAGUUGUGAAACACACGUGCAGGAAGAAGCAACGUAUAUAGACUUAUCCUAUCGGUACGGAUUGUAAGAAAUCAAAACUCAACUUCCAUUUUCUUUCCUCAUCUAGCGAAAACCUGCCAAGACCAUGUACCGCGAAGACCUCAAAGGUUGAACGCCUUGCAAACACUGUUUUUUUUUAUCUUAAACUUUACCUAAAAUAUAUCGCGGCGAAAGUUCGGCGAUGUACGAUAUAAUGUUGUGGCUUACCCGGUGAAAUCGGUGGCAUAAACUUAUAAAGGGCCAAAAAUUCCUAAAUUUCACUUCCACUCGAGAAAGGGAGGAGGGAGCCAUGGCGCGUUCGGGAGGCGAUUUCGAGCCGACGAGUUAUUAUUGAGCACGUUUACACGAAUUAAAAUGAAGAAAAAAAGACUGUUUUGAUUGCUUUGUAGAGCAAGCAGAGGUAAUGCGAAACAAAGGAGCACACAUUACGAAACGAACCAUGGCAACAAGAAAAGAAGUAGUGAACUAAGGAACAACCAGCAUAUAUUUUCUACCGCAUAACAUAAUAAGAAAGCGAAUGAGCAAAACCGAAUGGGCCGGAGGAGGAAGGCGGGCGAGCAACUGGGAAGGUAGAGUGAGAGGGCAGGGAUGUUUGAUACUAUGCAAUUUUCUUCAACGAAGCAGAUAUUAAUAUGUAAGGAGUGAUAAAGCUAUACUACUUCUCCUCGUACUAAAAAAACAAAAGGAAGAUAGAUCAGGAAACGAGAGUACGUGAACAUGCAUUUUGAUCGUGGAACGGUGGAAAAACCGGAGAGGUAGGAUUGGCGAGCGAAUUUUAAAAUGAGGAUAUGAGAAACAUUAUCAAAUAAUAAGGGAUACAAAAAUGGAAUAAUUUUAUCACAGAUCGCCUAAAAAUGAAAAACAAUGAUGAAAAUCAAACGAAUGUGUGGUUGGUGCGGAAGAGGGGGGUUUUUUGGGGGCCAGAGGCACCAGCACCACCCGCCGCCCACCCCCCACACACAAAUCCGCAUUGUCCAAUCGCCGCAAUUACUAGGGAAGAAGCUCACAGCUUGCGAGAGAGAUGAAGAGAGAGAUGCAUAUACAUAUACCACGAAUACAGGACACAAGAACGAACAUCGUCUUCAAAAGACUAUCGGUCAAAACAGCUACUUAUGUAGGGAGCAAAGAUUAAAAAGAAAAAAGGAAAAACAGAAUGUGGAAAACCGCCAGUCCAUCGAAAAAUCCGUUGUAGGUUGAGAAGGUAGCGGAAGCGUAAACGCGAUUGAAACAAACACAGAAAGGCGUUGAAAACGGAUAAUGCCGUCCUCAGUAGGGACGGGGUGUUGCGUCCGUGUGCAUUUAAUAAGGAAGGGAGAGAAAUAGUAACCGAAGGAACACGAAACUAUUUAAGGUAGUAGACUGAGAACAAGAAGGGCAUUUUAUAGAAAAGCGAUACAAAAAUACGGUUGGGCCUCUCUCAAGCAGCAGCCUCCUUUGUGGCUAUUCAUUUAUGUUUUUGCGCGCGAACCACCCUUUUGCGUUUUCCCCUGCUUUGUUGUUCCUUCCCGAUACACCCCGGGAAUAGAACCUUCGGCAUUCCGCAUUUAGAGACGAAUGCUUUUUUUUUUUCUCCUCUCUCUACUUAACAUCACGUUUCCAUUCUCGAGCAAAGAUGAAGUAGGUUUUGUAGGUAGUAAUUUUGUUUUCUCCUUUACUUCGCUCUCUCAAUCACAAUGAUGAUGAUAAUGUAAACUAUUGCAGUA
Molecule: messenger RNA, 3050 nt
Organism: Anopheles coustani
Lineage: Eukaryota; Metazoa; Arthropoda; Insecta; Diptera; Culicidae
Gene: cib
Product: thymosin beta
Exons: 4
Coding region: 341-736 (131 amino acids)
Biological process (GO): actin filament organization
Cellular component (GO): cytosol
Molecular function (GO): actin monomer binding
Source: RefSeq, a predicted model, not a curated record